Bradysia coprophila is the source of this 3392-nucleotide messenger RNA. It is a transcript of the gene capt, whose product is annotated as adenylyl cyclase-associated protein 1. Gene Ontology annotation, molecular function: adenylate cyclase binding; actin binding. Gene Ontology annotation, biological process: cytoskeleton organization; actin filament organization; cell morphogenesis. The record is from RefSeq and is a predicted model, not a curated record. Gene Ontology annotation, cellular component: cytoplasm. NCBI's taxonomy places the organism in Eukaryota, Metazoa, Arthropoda, Insecta, Diptera, Sciaridae.
AGUUUUCUUUUUUACUUACAUUGAUCAACAACCGAAGUGCAAUGUUUAAGCGUACGAACAGAUAAACAUUCAAUCAACACUCGACCCAUACGCGCGUUUAAACCAGCAAUAAACACGACUGAAUUCCAUAAGAAAACAAUAAAUAAUAAAAAAGAAAAAUAGCAAAAAUAUUAUCGUGAAACGACAGAGCGAACCAAAAGAAAAAAAAUGUUUUCAAGCUGUUGCGGUUGUACGAAUAAAAAAUCGAAUAAGAAAGCACUCAAUGAUGAAAAUACCGAUUCAAACGAUGAAAGCCCAGCUAAUAUUGAUAAGGAUAAUGUGGAAAAUCGAACAGAUGAUUGUGUGGAAAUUCUACUGAAAGACAGAGAAGUUGAAACGACGGCGAAAGAGGUAAUAAUCAGUCAAGAGCCGACUAACGAGCGUGCGAUUUUACCGGUGGUGGAAGUGGAAACACAAAUUGCUGCAGAGAGUUUUAAUGAGAAAACGGAGUCAAAUGACGGUAAAAAUGAACUUCCGGAAUCGCCACAAAUCGAUAACAAUGACAAAACGGUCGACGUAUCCGAAGCGAAACAAAUCGAUUCCGAUCACUCGGAACAUUCCGAACGUGUGGACGCGAAACAUUCAGACUCUGAGGCAUCCGACGCAAAGGAAGUGGAUAGGGAACAAGAAUCGAAAUCACCGGACAGUAGAUGUUCGGAACAAAGCCAACCGAUACUGCCGCCACCGGCAUCGUAUCAAGCGUUAGAACAAUCAUCGGACAACAGUGACAGCAGCAAUAAUCGGACAAUUGAAUCUAGCCAAAAUAAUAGCUUUAGUGAUAACUCUCAAAUAGUGCCUAACACUGUCGACGAGCAGAUAAUAAUCAACGAUGACCAACCGGACGAUCAAUUGAGCGACCAUCAACCAGACGAGCAGUUGAAUGAAGAAAUUAACGAUCACAUAAGUGUUCCACCAGACGAAAAAGACCAAAACGAUAAUCUACCAUCGCCGCCGACGACUCCAUCGGACGACACAAUAUCGAGCGAACCACCGAAAAGUUGCUUGUCACGACGUUGUUCAUCGAAGUCGUCAAUUAAGAAGAAAGUGAAUUACAGCGACAGCAAAGAGUAUAUACCAAUGGUGACCGACGACGAUGAGGUGUUUUCGGAUUCAAUUUCACCGCAAUUGCCGCGAGGCGAUAUGUGUACACCGUAUCCGAAGAAGAAGGGAUCGAUUCCUGGGAUGACUUUUCCAUCUGAUUGGUUUCCCGACGACAGUGAAGCGGAUGGUGUUCAUCGUGAACCACCUGUGACACCGAUUGGACGUGACGAAUUGGCGUUAAAAAGGCAUCGGUUCUUUGCCGAUUUACUGUCGGCAGCACAAGCAGCCGCAGAUCAUCGGGUUCGGUUUAAUCCGUUGGGACCGGAUGUCGCAUUUGACAAUUUUGAUUGUGACCCGAACCUAAAGCCAUCCACAACCGCUGAACUAGGUCAUCUUAUCGAUCGUUUGGAAAGAAUUAUCGAACGUCUUGAACGAACUGUAUCUGCCCGUGAAUUGGCAACGGUGAACGGAACAUUAAAUGCUGUGAUACAAAAAACUGAUUCGGAAGAAUUGGACAGUUUACCAUUACCAUUGCCACCAUCGACACCGAACUUUGAUUUACUCAUCGGGGAUAUUGCAGCCGAUAGUGUGAACGACAAUUUUCCAUUGUUGAACGGCAAGAAGAUUUCCAUCGAUCUUGAAAAUCUACCGACGGUUAUCAAUCAACUCAGUACCGACGAAUAUCUAACUCAAGACGAACCAGACUAUUCACCACCAACCAGUAUGAGUGUUUUGGGAUAUCAGGACAUUGUCAGUGGACCGCUGUUGGAAUACAUAAAUCUAUCGAAGAAAAUUGGCGGUGAUGUAGCCAAACAUGCCGAGUCUGUGGAAAGGGCUUUCAACGCACAACUGGCGUACGUAACUCUAGCGUCUACGUCAGCCCAACCAUCGCCGGCCGAUCAACAACAACUGCUUAAACCAACAUCCGAUCAAAUUACUAUAAUCCAGGAAUAUCGCGAAAAGAACCGAACAUCGCCAUUCUUCAAUCAUUUGUCAGCGAUUAGUGAGAGUAUUCCCGCUUUGGGAUGGGUCUGUGUGUCUCCAACACCUGGACCACACGUGAAGGAAAUGAACGACGCCGGUCAAUUCUACACGAACCGUGUGCUGAAAGAUUGGAAAGAGAAGGAUUCGACUCAUGUGGAAUGGGCUCGUUCGUGGAUUCAAACAUUGACUGAAUUACAGAAAUACAUACGACAGUAUCAUACAACCGGUUUGGUUUGGUCUGGCAAAACUGUUGCUAGUGCUGGCGGUUGCCCACCGCCUCCACCACCUGGUAUGCCACCACCACCACCAGUUCUUCCAGACUUAGGCAGUUUGGCUGUUGGCUCAGGUGAUGAUCGAAGUGCAUUGUUUGCACAGAUCAAUCAGGGAGCUGACAUAACGAAAGGUCUAAAGAAAGUCACGUCCGAUAUGCAAACACAUAAGAACACAACUUUACGUUCUGGACCAGCUCCAUUCAAAGCACCAGUUUCUCUACCAUCACCUGGUAACAAAGCUCCUGCUCCAGCUGCCGCCAAGCCUCCAGUAUUCACAAGGGAUGGAAAGAAAUGGCUGAUUGAAUACCAGAAAAACAAUCCAAAUUUGCUGGUGGAAAAUGCCGAAAUGAACAACAUGGUCUAUCUAUUCAAAUGCGAAGGAUCGACUGUGACUGUUAAGGGGAAAAUUAACGGAAUCAUCUUGGACUCGUGCAGAAAAUGUUCCGUGCUAUUAGAUUCCGUUGUGUCGUCCGUGGAAUUUGUCAACUGUCAAAGCGUACAGAUGCAAGUUCUAGGUAAUGUACCGACAAUUUCGAUUGACAAAACGGACGGUUGCCAAAUGUAUUUGUCCGACAAGUCGUUGGACGUUGAAAUCGUGUCGUCUAAAUCAUCCGAAAUGAAUGUUCUAAUUCCAAAAGGAAAUGGAGAUUAUACCGAGAAACCGAUUCCAGAACAAUUUAAAACGAAAAUCAACGGUGACUCAUUGACCACCAUUUGUGUAGAAAGUCUUGGCUAGAUAAAAUAAUUUUUCAUUUUUGAUAAUAAUCGUCGUGAAUCACUAAUAAUGCGAUUUAAGUAAGCAAAAAGAAUUAUUUUCCGUUCUCUCUUAUCCAUACAACCAGAACCAGUACAGCAUAUAUGAUGAUAACCUUACUUUUCUUUCCCUCCUCCCCGCUCCCAUCGACUUCCUAUUAUAACAAAAAUUCAUAUUAUCUCCGAUCCCUUGUGUUCCGAUGUGAAUCCGCUUCGGUCAUGGUUAUAAUAACUAAUUAUAUCAAAUUAUAUACAAUUCAUUUCGAUAAGAAAUAAAAGUAAAUGACUCGAGAAUUUCAUAAA